Molecule: messenger RNA, 6521 nt
Organism: Phasianus colchicus (ring-necked pheasant)
Lineage: Eukaryota; Metazoa; Chordata; Aves; Galliformes; Phasianidae
Source: RefSeq, a predicted model, not a curated record
GGGGCUGCCCCGCACUGAGCGGGCGCGCGGUGCUUUGGUGCGCCGAGGGUCGUGGUGCGCCGUGAGGGAAAGCCGGUGAGCUUCGGCCUGCGCGGGGCGGGCAGCGCCGCCCGCCUGCGUGCUGCGGCCCCCUCAGGCACCGCCGCGCUGGGUUGUGCGGGCAGAAAAUCCUGUUCUCGCGCUGUUGUUGGCUUAACGAUGGCUGUCGGUUUAUAUAAAGAUUCUGGAGUUUCCCCAGAAGCUCGGAUUGUCUCUGCGAAAUGGGAACGUAAUUACGUGCGGUGGCUUAAUGGAGUAUUUUUCUGACACAAAUACAUGGAAAAAAAUAGUGAGAUAUGGCCCUGAACAGCGGCAGGUGAAAAUAAAAGCCCCGAAGUCUGUCCUCGGUGUUCGAUCUGCCCUUUCUUAUGCUCUCCAUAAAGUAGGAAGGGAGGAGAGAUGGACAGCCUCUCAGGAACCGGUGGCCGGGCGCAGAGCGAGGCACAAGGCAGUCAUAGAAUCAUAGAAUGGCCCAGGUUGAAAAGGACCACAAUGACCGUCUAGUUUCAACCCGCCUGCUGUCUGCAGGGUUUCCAACCACCAGACCGGGCUGCCCAGAGCCACAUCCAGCCUGGCCUUGAAUGCCCCGUGUGAUGAGGGAUAGAUGCAUCUGAUACACAUUUUCCUUUCCUGCCUUUUUCAAAGCCCAACAGGUCACAGGAACCGUGGAUGGUGAAUCUGAAAUGCUGAGAUGUGGAAAAUGCAUGUUCUGGCUCCAAAAAUGAAAAUUAAGCUAACACAGAUAACCGACAUACAAUGCCUAGUCAGCUGAGUGGCGUAUAGUUGAGUGACUCUUCGUCACCUUGACCAGUGUCUAUUCUCUUCAGAUUCCUCCUCCCCUUUAUUGCUGUUCUCUGUCUAUGGCUACCAGAACAAGAUCGACCUUGCUGCCUCAGUGAUGCUGAAGGUCGUCAAUCUGCUGCUUGGGAAGCGUGACAGAGAGGAGGAGGAAAGGACAUGUGCCUCUGAAGAGCAGCUUGCACAGCAGCAGUGCUGAUCUGCUGCACUCUGUCCCCUGUGUAUCGACACCAUUGUCUGAAGAGAGGAUUUGUUAACUUAGUCGUGCUUAGGGUUUAAAAGAUGGCUGAAGAUGGCAGUGAUGAGACUAUGUUUGUUUGGUGCGAGGAUUGUGGGCAGUACCAUGAUUCAGAGUGCCCUGAGCUGGGCCCGGUGGUGACAGUCAAAGAUUCCUUUGUGUUGAGCAGGGCCAGAUCAUCUCUCCCUUCUAAUUUGGAGAUAAGACAAUUGGAAGAUGGGACUGAAGGAGUAUUUGCUUUGACUCAGCUAGUGAAACGUACCCAAUUUGGCCCAUUUGAAUCCAAGAGAGUUGCCAAGCUUGAAAAAGAAACAGUUUUUCCCCUAAAGGUGUUCCAGAAAGAUGGGCCCUUGUUAUACUUUGACACCUCAAAUGAAGAUGAUUGCAACUGGAUGAUGAUGGUGCGACCAGCUACUGAACAUGAGCAUCAAAACUUAACUGCCUUCCAGCAUGACAAUGAUAUUUAUUUCACCACCUCCCGGGACAUCCCACCAGGAACUGAGCUGCGAGUGUGGUAUGCGGCUUUUUACGCCAAAAAAAUGGAAAAGCCAAUGCUGAAGCAGGUCACUAGUAUUUCCAAUGAUAUGUGCUUGGUAGUGAUGGAAUGUGAUAAAGAGGGGAACAAAGUCUCUUCAAAGCCCUCAACUGUUGUCUUCCCCCAUAAAAAAACGAAGAAAUCCAGCAUACCAGUAGCUGAUCCAACAGCGAGUGCUCCAGAAGGCAGUGGAGCUGCAGAAGCAGAGCCCAGCCAGUGGACGUGUAAAGUGUGUUCAUCUGCUUUCCAGGAGCCUCAGCUUUUGACAGAGCACUUGAUGAGUCACCUGGAACAAGCUAAAUGUGCCCCCCAAACCAGCCAAAGUGAGGCUGUUGCAGAGAAAGUAACAGAGGCUCCUCCUGCGGAUCCACCAGUGGGUUGUGAUGCUGCCAGUGCCAGUACAGACUCAAGGAGAAAGGCCAGGCGGGGAAGAAAGAUCAAAACAGCAAAAGCAGAAACAGAAGCACCCCUUGCUGUUGCUGAAGAGAAAGAUCCUGCAGUGGAACGUGUAGCUGACACUGCAGCUGAAGUCCCACCAGAAGAAGUGGCUCUGCCAUCAGCUGCAGAAGAGAGGAUAAUGGAAUUGGUUUUAGGAAAGAUGCCUAGCACCACAAAUAGCAUCAGUUCAGUCACAAAUAGGUUUGCUCAUCACCAAAACAGCAUGUCCCUCAAAAGAAGUUUAAUUCUCUCCAGUAGACAUGGUAUACGGCGGAAGCUGAUAAAACAACUUGGGGAGCACAAAAGAGUCUAUCAGUGCAGUAUCUGCAGUAAGAUCUUCCAGAACAGCAGCAACCUCAGCAGGCACAUCCGUUCUCAUGGUGACAAACUAUUUAAAUGUGAGGAAUGCGCAAAGCUGUUCAGCCGUAAAGAGAGCUUAAAGCAGCAUGUUUCAUACAAGCACAGCAGGAAUGAAGUUGACAGUGAGUACAGAUACAAGUGCACAACAUGUGAAAAGGCUUUUCGAAUAGAGAGUGCCUUGGAAUUCCAUAACUGCAGGACAGAUGAUAAGACAUUCCAAUGUGAGAUGUGUUUCAGAUUCUUUUCUACAAACAGUAAUCUUUCCAAACACAAGAAAAAGCAUGGAGAUAAGAAGUUUGCAUGUGAAAUCUGCAAUAAGAUGUUCUACAGGAAGGAUGUCAUGCUGGACCAUCAAAGGCGACACCUGGAAGGGGUGAGGCGUGUGAAAAGAGAAGACUUUGAACACAGCACGGAAAACAUGGUUCGCUACAAGAAGGAGCCUUCGGGAUGCCCUGUGUGUGGGAAGGUGUUUUCAUGUAGGAGCAAUAUGAACAAACACCUUCUAACGCAUGGAGACAAGAAAUACACCUGUGAAAUCUGUGGACGUAAAUUUUUUAGAGUGGAUGUGUUGAGAGAUCACAUUCAUGUCCAUUUUAAGGAUAUAGCACUAAUGGACGAUCACCAGAGGGAAGAGUUCAUUGGUAAAAUUGGAAUCUCAUCAGAGGAAAAUGAUGACAAUUCUGAUGAAAGUGCAGAUUCUGAGCCUCACAAGUAUAGCUGCAAAAGGUGCCAGUUAACUUUCGGCCGAGGAAAGGAGUACUUGAAGCAUAUAAUGGACGUGCACAAGGAGAAAGGCUAUGGCUGUAGCAUUUGUAAUCGACGUUUUGCCUUGAAGGCUACUUACCAUGCACACAUGGUCAUUCACCGGGAGAACCUACCUGAUCCUAAUGUGCAGAAAUACAUCCAUCCAUGUGAAAUCUGUGGAAGGAUUUUUAACAGUAUAGGGAAUCUGGAAAGACACAAGCUUAUACAUACAGGUGUAAAAAGUCAUGCUUGUGAGCAAUGUGGCAAAUCAUUUGCUAGGAAAGACAUGUUAAAAGAACACAUGCGGGUCCAUGAUAAUAUCCGAGAAUACUUGUGUGCAGAAUGUGGCAAAGGAAUGAAGACAAAACAUGCACUUCGUCAUCACAUGAAACUUCAUAAAGGGAUAAAAGAAUAUGAAUGCAAGGAAUGUCACCGAAAAUUUGCACAGAAAGUCAACAUGCUGAAGCAUUACAAAAGACACACGGGAAUCAAAGAUUUCAUGUGUGAGCUCUGUGGGAAGACUUUUAGUGAGAGAAAUACAAUGGAGACUCAUAAGUUGAUUCAUACAGUAGGAAAACAGUGGACAUGUUCAGUCUGUGAUAAGAAGUAUGUCACUGAUUACAUGCUCCAGAAACACAUACAGCUCACUCACGAUAAGGUGGAAGCCCAGAGCUGUCAGCUGUGUGGGACAAAGGUUUCUACCAGAGCAUCCAUGAGUCGACAUAUGAGGCGUAAACAUCCAGAGAUUCUUUCAGUGAAGAUUGAUGAUUUAGAGCAGCUGCCAGAGACUACAACCAUUGAUGCCUCUUCAAUUGGGAUUGUUCAGCCUGAAUUAGCCUUGGAACAGGGAGAAUUACCAGAAGGAAAACAGCAUAUGAAAGCUCCUAAGCGUGGCCAGAAACGAAAGCAGAAGUCAGGUGAGGAGGAGGAAACUCAAGUGCCUGAGGACCCUGCCUUCAGUGAAUACACAGAGAAGGAAGCUGAAUUUACAGGAAAUGUUGGAGAUGAGACUAAUUCAGCUGUACAGAGCAUUCAACAGGUGGUGGUGACCCUUGGUGACCCAAAUGUCACAGCGCCAUCCAGUUCUGUUGGACUGACAAAUAUCACUGUUACCCCCAUAACAACGGCAGCUGGAACGCAAUUCACAAACCUCCAACCAGUGGCUGUGGGCCACCUGACUGCACCGGAGCGCCAGUUGCAGCUGGACAACUCCAUUCUCACUGUAACAUUUGAUACAGUCAGUGGUUCCGCCAUGCUGCACAACCGCCAGAAUGACAUUCAGAUCCAGCCGCAGCCAGAGGCAGCCAAUCCUCACUCGGUGGCGCAUUUUAUAAACCUAACCACCUUGGUGAACUCCAUUGCUCCUCUAGGAAACCAGAUAACAGAACAGCAUCCUCUGACGUGGAGGUCGGUGCCUCAAACUGAUGUCUUACAGCCCCCGGCACAGCCAGCGCAGCAGCAGUCAGGACAGCAACAGGUUCAAGCAGAGCAGCAGCAACAGAUGUAUAGCUACUAAUUUAUAAUUUGAAAAUUUGAAGUGGACAGUAGAGACAAAAACACACGGAUGUUUGGAAAAUUUCUGAUAGGAUUAUUUGCUGGAUACCAAACAGAGAUGGGAAAGUAUUUGUACAAUGAAAUGUAAGCUAAAAUUGGCAUCGCACCCUGCAACAUCUGUGAGAAUCUUGAGGUUCUCACAUCAUCUCUAAACAUUGCAAUGUUUUUUUAAAAAAAAAAAAUCAAAACCAAAACCAUCACAAAUUUAGUACCCCUGCUAAAUUGUACUGUGUAUUUUGCACUGUGAAUUUGGGGCAGUAAGAUUGAGAUUUGAGAGGAAGCAUCAUAAUACACCUUAACCAAAGCAGGGAAAUUAUAUGGCACUGGAAAAUCAGAAAACCUUUUAGCUAUAACAUGACACUUCCUUCCAGUCUGUAAACUUUUUAUGAAGACCUCAUUGACAGUGAGCUGGAAUACACUUGUGGUCAGCUGAUAGAGACUGAAAUGUACACAGAAAUGGGCAAAACAAUAAUUGUUUUCUUUCUCCUUUUGGUCCUUCUAACAACAUUGGUAUAAUAGGUUGAGGCUGGGACAUGGGGGUGGGGCUGAGUGUGGUGUGGAAGAAAAUAGAUCAUUUUCACAAGUAUUUCCAUUUUAGUGAUGGGAAGAGCCCUGUACCCCUAAUGAUGUUAGUGCUACUUGAAUCACAUAGCUGGUCUAAUACUAAAGAACUUCUAUGGUCUUCUAGUCAAGUCAGAAUCAAACCAGUUAUGAACUGAAACAAGAAUGUGAUACAGUUUUAUGUAAUUUUAAAAAAACUGCUCUUUCAAACUUGCUUUUAGCUAAUAGAUCCGAAGAGUAAUUGGUCCUCUUUGAUCAAGUUCAGGAUGUGAAUUUUUUUUCAAUUAGUCUUCUUUCAUCGUGUAAUAAACAUUUGAGAAAGUAUUCUUUUUAUAUAUAUAUACAUAUAUAUAUAUAUAUAUGCCUUUGUACUUUACUGUGCAUUUCUGGUGAAUAUUUGUGUGAAAGACACUGUUAUCAAUAUAAGUCAUUAAUUUUUUCAUCCUCCUAUUGCCCUGUCUCACAGAAAUAAUGCAUGAAUUCUAGUCCGUUCUAUUUCCAACUUUCAGAGCCACACACAGUUGUGUGAAAUGCAAGACAAAAGAAAGUCUGAAGCAUGCUUGGCCACGUGGAGGCAGCAUGCCCUAGUGUAGAAGGGGCAAGGUUUGCCUGAAUAUUGGAGCUGUAAACUAGGGGGUUGGGCAGUCAGUGAGUGACAAACCCGCCCACAGCAGAGGGUUGGAACUGGAUGGGCUUUAAAGGUCCCUUCCGACCCAAGCCAUUCUGUGGUUGUGAUUCUAUGAAAUACAUCAAUGCUGAUACAACACUUUUGAUUCCAUUCUCCACAUAUUGAUGUGCAUUCUGGUCAGUUGCACGUCAAAAAGACGGUAUCUCUUCCACAGAUAAGAACGGCUGCUAUGGAAAAGAAAUUAACUAAAAAUGAACAAUAACAAAAAAUAAAUAAAAAUAAACAGGUGCUGUCUGGAAUCCUGACAUCCAAAAUUGUCCUACCAGCUGCAGCUGAAGAACAAGUCCUUUCAGGGCUGCAAAUUGAGCCAGCCUCAGAACCUUAAGUUUUUUGCCAGGUAUAAAGCAUCUGCUGUGUUUAACAGUGAAGAUAGAUUGAUGGUUGUAAAAAUCCUGUCUGUGCCUAUCCUAUUUAUGAAAAUGUUGUAUGUAUUAGCAAAAAUAUGAGUAGGACUGAGUUUGUCUUUGAAAGUCUGUAUUAACAUGGACUACCUGACCCCUAAAUGAUGCCUUAGAAUCUCUGCAACAAAUCCUUCCAAAGUAUAAAUGACUGGAAAUUAAAGUUAA